This is a messenger RNA of Exophiala aquamarina CBS 119918, 1434 nucleotides long. RefSeq lists its product as uncharacterized. Gene Ontology annotation, molecular function: succinate-semialdehyde dehydrogenase (NAD+) activity. NCBI's taxonomy places the organism in Eukaryota, Fungi, Ascomycota, Eurotiomycetes, Chaetothyriales, Herpotrichiellaceae. The record is from RefSeq and is a predicted model, not a curated record. The transcript is spliced from 3 exons. The coding region runs from base 1 to 1434 and encodes 477 amino acids.
AUGAUCCAAAAACAGGCUAGGACAGGCUUGGUGGUUCCUUGCAUUAUUAGGGGGAAACCGGUCUCGCUCCCCGACUCUCAGAACUUUGCAGUGAUCGAGGGUAAGACUGGAGAUAUUGCGCAUUAUGCUCAAAGUGCUACGGUAGAGGUCGCAAUUAAUGCGGUGGAGGCCGCUGCCGAUGCAUUUAAGUCGUGGAAGAAAGUCUCCGUCACCCAGCGGCGAGACAUCCUAAACAAGGCAGCUGAUAUCGUCGUCAACAAGACCGAGGAGGCUGUGAGGCGCGAGACAGCCGAGACGAGCUGCGAUCCGGCGUGGCCUGUCUUUGACUGCUCGUUCGCAGCUACCAGUAUCAGGCAAAACGCCGCCACUGCGAUGAGAGUGUGUGGCAGCAUUCCACCAACGGACAACAGUGCGCAUACUUCAUUAAUCUUCAAGGAGCCCGUGGGAGUUGUGAUGGUCAUACCCCCGUGGAACGCGCCGAUGAUCCUUGCAUUGCGAGGAAUCAGCGCGGCCUUAGCGGCAGGCUGUACCGUGGUUCUAAAGGCCUCAGAACUCUCUCCAUGGUCACACCAACUUAUCCUGGAGGCCUUUGAAGAGGCCGGACUCCCGCCUGGCGUGAUCAACCAGAUUCAAUGCUCACGAAAAGAAGCUGCGCAGAUCACAGAAGCCGUUAUCAGCCAUCCUGCUCUCCGAAAAAUCGAGUUCGUAGGCAGUGCUAGUGUUGGAAAGCUUAUCGGCGUUGUAGCUGCCAGAUACCUGAAGCCGAUACUCAUGGAGCUGGGCGACCAAAGCCCAGCAAUUGUACUCGAAGACGCAGACUUAGAACUUGCCGCGGAAUGUUGUGUGCGAGGUGCCCUGGCUCAUCACGGCCAAGUAUGCUUUGGCACUGAGCGUAUUUUAGUACACGAAAAGGUCAAGGACGCUUUCGCCAAAGAACUCAGAGAGGCUAUGAAAGCCCAACCUUCAGCAGGGCACGCUGUUACGGCCGAUGGGGCGCAACGUGCGCACGACUUAAUCGAUGCCGCGCUCUCCGAAGGUGCAGAGAUCCUGAUUGGAGGGAAUAUGCUCACAGGCCUCUCGUCUCUAGAGUCGUCGAUUCUGGCGAACGUGAACCCGAAUUCCCGAAUUAGCAGAGAAGAAGGAUUUGGCCCGUCGGCGUCGCUCUAUACAAUCUCCUCUGACGAAGAAGCCGUCGAAGUUGCGAGCCAGAGUGACUACGGCUUGUCCGCAUCUAUAUUUACUAAAGACUACGCUAGGGGUCUGAGAAUGGCCCGAGACCUCGAUUUCGGACAAGUCCAGAUCAAUGCUUUCACCAUGUACGUCAAUUCACACGCGCCGGUGACGGGAUAUAAGAGUUCGGGAUGGGGAUCAAAUGGAGGUGGCUACGGGGUCGAAGAGUUUAUGUUCAAUAAGCAUGUUGCGCUCGUCAGCUAG